AUGGCAGAGAAGACUCCAGUGAAGAAAGCAGUGAAGAAGCCAAAGACCCCGGCAGCUCAUCCAAAGUACAGCGACAUGGUGGCCACUGCAGUGGGAAGUCUGAAGGAACGUGGAGAAACCGGCGGCGAAGAAAGCGACACGUCGGCGACGGCUAAGAAACCAAAGGCAAAGACACCCAAGAAAGCAGCUACCAAGAAAACCACGGAGAAGAAACCAUCCAAGAAAACUACCAAGCCCAAGACCCCUAAGAAAAAGGCUAUCAAGUCUCCGAAGAAAGCUAAGACAGACAAGCCUAAGAAAGCCAAGGCUGCAAAAAAAUAA
Ylistrum balloti is the source of this 321-nucleotide messenger RNA. Its product is annotated as histone H1-delta-like. Lineage: Eukaryota; Metazoa; Mollusca; Bivalvia; Pectinida; Pectinidae. The coding region runs from base 1 to 321 and encodes 106 amino acids. The transcript has 2 exons. The record is from RefSeq and is a predicted model, not a curated record.